CAUCAACCCACCUUCAUCCUGCUGGCCAUUCCUGGCUUAGAGACAGCCCAUGUCUGGAUCUCCAUCCCCUUUGCAGCCAUGUACACAAUAGCUGUUUUGGGGAAUUUCACCAUUCUGUUCAUUGUGAAGAGGGAGCCGAGCCUCCAUGAGCCCAUGUUCUAUUUCCUCUGCAUGUUGGCCAUCACUGACAUAGUCCUGUCCACAUCCAUUCUGCCCAAAACGCUGAGCAUCUUCUGGUUCAGUUCCAGGGAGAUCGAUUUCAAUGCCUGCCUCACCCAGCUGUUCUUCAUUCACUGCUUCUUCGUGAUGGAAUCUGGGAUCUGCGUGGCCAUGGCGUUUGAUCGCUACGUGGCCAUCUGCCAUCCCCUGAGACAUUCCACCAUCCUGACUAACCCCGUGGUGGCCAAGAUGGGCCUGGGUGUGGUGCUACGCAGCAGCAUGCUAGUGCUGCCCUGUGUCCUCUUGGUGAGGAGGUGGCCGUAUUGCAGAACCAACAUCAUACCCCAUACUCACUGUGAGCACAUGGCCGUGGUGAAAUUGGCCUGUGGCAACACCCAAAUCAGCAGUUACUACGGCCUCUUUGUGAUGUUCUGUGUGAUGGGGCUGGACGUGUUUUUUAUUGCUGUGUCUUAUACCCAGAUCCUCAGGUCCAUCUUCAGCCUCCCCACGAAGGACGCCCGGCUCAAGACCUUUGGGACCUGCGGGUCCCACAUUGGUGUCAUCUUAGCCUUUUACAUUCCAGGUCUCGUGUCUUCUCUCAUGCACCGGUUUGGCCAGAAUAUGCCCCUGCAUUUCCACAUUCUUAUUGCCAACAUGUACCUCCUUGUGCCCCCUACACUAAACCCCAUCAUCUAUGGGGUGAGGACCAAACAGAUAAGGGGCAGGAUCCUGCGCCUGCUUGGUCACAAAGGGAUGAAAGUUCUCUCCUAG
Messenger RNA from Pelodiscus sinensis (Chinese soft-shelled turtle), 930 nucleotides. Its product is annotated as olfactory receptor 52E2-like. NCBI's taxonomy places the organism in Eukaryota, Metazoa, Chordata, Testudines, Trionychidae. The record is from RefSeq and is a predicted model, not a curated record. Gene Ontology annotation, biological process: G protein-coupled receptor signaling pathway. Gene Ontology annotation, molecular function: G protein-coupled receptor activity; olfactory receptor activity. Gene Ontology annotation, cellular component: plasma membrane.